UACGAGCGAAAGGUGGGAAAUAGCCUUAAGGUCACGUCAUGAGGAAAUUGAGAGAGUCAUGAUGAUAUCAAAUGAAUUAUACGUUAACAUCGAAUAGAAUCGUUAAAAUUUUUGUAAAGUAUCUCGAAAAUCAUGUAUAAACUUGUGACUGUGUUAUUUUAAUAUAUUUUACCAUGUGUUUUAUAAUCUUCCCAAUAAUAAUAUGACAAUCUGUGAUGUCUGAUUACGAAAUGAUUAAGUUCGUUGCUUUUAUGGAAUUAUAUUGUUGUAAUCAUGUGUGAUAAUGUAAAUAGUAAUCCAUUUGUUGGAUUGUUCUCUACUAUAAACGAUGCCGUAUUGUAUUCAACACGAGUUAUCAAUGCUGAAAAUAAUGACAAAUAUACGAGUCAAUCUAUCGAAGAAAAUAACGAUAAAGAUGAAAAAUUAUUUACCACCCAAGUAUCUGAAAGUUGUCAAAUAAAAUCAGAAAUAAUCAAUAAACUUAUGGCAGAUGUAUUUGGUUUGCGAUUAAAAUCGAAGGAAGGAACACAGAUAGAAAAAGAAUUGAUAUUUAUUGAUACUGACUCUGUAGAAAAUGCUAUUUUUGAAAGGUUAAUGAUAUCCAAUCCAAAGACUAAGCUAAUCCUACAGCGAAACUCAAAUGGAACUUAUAUCGAUGGUCAUAUUCUUGACACACAAGUUAUACCUUAUCUUUAUGAAAGUUUUUGUCGUUUGAGAAAGUAUCGAGCAAAUCAAGAAUUUUCCGAUGAUAUUAAUAAUUUACAACAUAUCAUUUUGAGGAAUGUUGCCACAGCUUUACAAGAACCGGGUUUAUUCGAAAGUCAAGAGAUUCAUUACCAAUUUAUCGCUUUAUUCAUGGAAAACAUUUCAAUAACACCCGAACUAUCUGUAUUUACUAAUGGUAUAGUAACGGAAAUAUGCUCUGGUAAUGAAGAUACAUGGGAGGAUAUUAUUAAUGUAUCUUUUAGUCCUAUUCUUGCUAUUAUUCACAAAGAAGCAGCUCAAAGCAAUCUUUUAAUAUUUCGUCAAUAUUGGUUUAGUCUUCUUUAUCUUUUUUCUUCAAUUGAACCUUUAGCAAAAUUACUUAUACACUAUAAUAAACCAAAGUCUAAUCAAGGUCGGGACUAUUCAAAUACAUUGUUAGGUGCUUUGUUUCGUUUGAGUUGUUUGCCAGAAACAAUUGAUGCAGAAUUUGAUUUUUUUGAUAAACCAUUUGAGAAGCCUACUGAUACAAUCAAGGCUAAUAUAUGGACAGCAUUGGACGCACUAAGCGAAUCGUUACAACGUAUUUUUCAUUCCUUAUUGAAAUGUUCUGCGGAAGUCCGUCAUAUGACUUUGCAAUGGAUAGGAAAUUGCCUUCAUGCAAAUGCAAAUAGGGGAAAGCUUUGGAAUUCUCAUAAUGACAUCAAUUUUGGCGCAUCAUUAUGCGUAUCAGAUGGAUUUAUGCUGAAUUUGGGGAGUAUGCUGUUGCAUCUCUGUCAACCAUUUUGUGUUAAAUUAAAUGACACAAAAAUUCCUAAAGUUGAUCCAACAUAUUGCGCAGUGGAGGCUGCAGAUGAAAAUGAAAGUCGUAUUCGCGGUUUACAUAUGAAAGGAAUGACUCAAGAAACUUGUUUGAUACCAACACCAGAAGAUCAUGUAAGACCAAUAGCAAAAUCUUUUGGUUUUGUAACAGAAUGUUUCUUUUUAACGCAUCGUGCGCUGGAUCUUGGAUAUAGAGUUGUUUUAGACAAACUAAUGAGAUCAGAACAAGACUUGGCUAGUAUUCAACGAGUUUUUAACGAUUCUCGUAAUGGUGGUAGUUCAGAAGUUAUGGAGAUGAUUACUCAACGAUUAGAAAUGGAGAUGACAAAGUAUUUGUCUUUAAAGGCUAGUUUAUUAGCUCCUGAAAUGUUGAAUCUUUUAGCCAAAUUUCAUGCAACAACAGCACACUGGUUAAUACAAGUAAAUUUAAAUGAGAUAAAUGAAGAAAAUGAUGAUGAUGAUUAUGCACCAAAGCAACAUAGGCCCCUUACAUUCCCUUUGUCAGAAAUAGUUCCAAUUACUUUAAGGUGCAUUCCUGAAUUUGUAGUGGAAAAUACAAUUGGAUUUUUAUGUUUUUUACGAAGAUUCAAUCCUUAUACCUUUGAAGAGCAAGGAGAAAGUUUGUUGAAUCCAAUAUUAACAGAGAUAAUAAUGUUAAUGGAUCAACAUCGACUUUACAAUCCUCAUUUACGUGCACGAUUAGCCGAAGGAUUAGGUUCACUUUUACCUACUACAGAGGAAGGUAUUAACCCAGGAUUAGGUCCUCUAAGAACAUUCCACAGGCAACAACUAUUUAAAACGCAUCCACAUGCUAAUCAAAUAGUUUCCCAUUUACUUCAAGUAUUCGUUAAUAUUGAAAUGACUGGGCAAAGUGUACAAUUUGAACAAAAGUUCAACUAUCGUCGACCUAUGUAUAUCGUUAUGCAAUAUUUGUGGAAAUUGCCUGAACACCGUAAUAACUUUGUCAUUUUAGCUCAAGAUGCCGAAGCCAAUAUGGAAGCCGUACAUCCACCCUUGUUUCUAUGUUUUAUCAAUCUUUUGAUGAAUGACGCUGUUUUUUUGUUAGAUGAAGCUCUUUCUAAUAUGUCACACUUAAGGCAAAUGAUUCAUGCAAGGGAAACUGGGGAAUGGAAUAAAUUACCUCAACAUGAACGUGUUCAACAAGAAAAUUACCUUCAACACAUAGGCACGAUUGCGCAGUUUGACAAUAUUUUAGGCAGAAAAACUAUACAGACGAUAAAAAUGUUGACGUCUGAAAUAAAAUCGAUUUUUUGUCAUCCAACGAUGGUAGAUCGGAUAGCUUCGAUGCUUAAUUAUUUACUGUUGCAAUUAGUUGGACCUAAUAAAAAAAAUCUUAAGGUCAAUGAUCAAAAAGAAUAUGGAUUCGAUCCAGCGAAUUUGGUGUUAGAUAUAUGUGAAAUCUAUGUUAAUUUAAGUGAAAACAAGUCAUUUACAUUGGCUGUAUCUCAGGACGGUCGUUCUUAUAGUCCUGAUCUUUUUAAAUUAGCAGAUAAUGUACUUGUUCGCAUAGGUGGUUUAGAUAUAUUAGGAGAUUUAAAUCAAUUUGCCAAAAAUGUGGAAAAAGCUGCAAAUCAAAAGAAAGAAGAAGAUGAAAUUCUAACGGAGGCUCCAGAAGAAUUUCUUGAUCCUAUUAUGUCAACUCUUAUGGUUGAUCCUGUUACUUUACCUUCAUCAAGAAUAACUAUUGACCGACAAACCAUUGCCAGACACUUAUUAAGUGAUCAGACUGAUCCAUUCAAUCGUUCUCCUCUUACUAUGGAUAUGGUAAAAUCGAAUACAGAACUAAGAAAUAAAAUACAAGAAUGGAUAGCGAAAAAAAAAGAAGAUAUAUCAUUUAAAAUUUAACGAUGUUAUUUUCUUAGAAUAAAAAUGUACAAAUAUAUUACUUUUCUCUGUGUGUAAUAUUCGGGAUAAAGUCAUUGUAUAGAUUUACAUAUAAGUAAUAGAAGUAUACACAACAUAUAAAUUUAUUAAUACUAUUUCGCAGACCAUUUUAGUUCUUAAUUAUAUAUGUGUGUGUAUAUAUAUAUAUGUAUAUAUAUACAUACAUACACACAUACAUACAUCAGUUGAGGGAAGAGGUAUUUUAUUCCGUAAUUGAAUGUAUAACACUUUAUAAAAUAAAUUUUUUGAACAUUACCACAGACUUAAAAAUAAUAUAGUAUAAAAAAUAUAUUAUAUAUUUUUAUUUAAUAUUGUAGGUAAUUGGAUAAAUUUCAUCUAUAAUUCAUAAAAAUAAUUUAAUUGCAUUAAAUUUGUACAAAUUAUUAUUAUCCUAUCUAAAGUUACAAAUUAUUUAUAAGUUCAUCAAAAGUUGUAACAAACCAUUUUGAAUUUAAUUUAACACUUUCUCUAAUUACAUUUCCUCCGAAACCUAUAAUUAAAAUUUAUAUAUCAUAGUGUAAAAAAAAAAAAUAAUUGUAAAUAUUAUAAAUUAUCAUCGAAUUGAACAACUUUUGUAUAACAAUUUUUAUUAUAUUUUUUAAAUUAAAUAUAUAUACCUAUAAAUGCAUCUGCUGGAGGAGAAGCCUCUAAAUCUGUUGCGCCAUCUCCAACAUGAACAAUAGUUUCAAAUCCUCUUUCUUCUUUCAGAAGACGAAUAACUUCAGCUUUACCACCACUUUUUGAUGUCAGUUCAUUUUCAUCAAAACCCGCAUAAUCUCCUAAAUAUAAAACAUAUUCUUUAUUCUUAUUUUUAAUCCUCUUUUAAUUAUUAUUUUUUAAGGAGAAAUAAUAUACUAACCUGUAAAAUAAAAUUUAAGUCUAUUUGCAUAAAUAUUUUUGGAUGGUAUAUCAAGUUGUUCUGCAACCGAACGUAUUAAACAAUGGAAUCCUCCAGAAACAAGAAAUACUUCCUUUUUAUGUGAAUGCAAUGCUUUUACCAAAUUUCUGUAAUAUUAAUAUGUUAUCAAUAAAUCUAAUAUAUUGUAUAACACUUUUAUGUAAUAAUAUAUUAUAAAAAUGUAUUACUUUAUUCCCGGAGUAAGCUGUGGAGGAUGUACUUGUAUAAAUUCUUUAAUCUGUGUUAUACUAGGUCUUAUAAUACCUAAUCUUACUGAAAGAGAUUGUUGAAAUGUCAUAUUUCCUUGCAUUGCUUGCUUUGUUCUAGAAUAUUGUAAAAAUAAUAUAUUAUAAAUUAUGAAAUUGAUCUGUUAAACAUAAUUAAAUUUCAGAUCAUUUUUUUCACAGAUAAUGCAUUGAAACAUUUUUAAAUGUACUCACAAUUCAGUAACUUGUUUGCCUUUGCCACAAAAUUUGGCAAGUUCAUCUAUGCCCUCAUCUUUGAUGACAGUAGAAUCUACGUCGAAAGUUAUUGCAUCAGCAAUUCUCCAAAUAGUUUUUAUUUUUUCUAAAUUUUCCAUGUGUGCUUCUAUUGUUUAAAAAAAUGUAUGUAAUAAUCAAAACAUAUUAUAUAAAAACAUUUGUAUAAUGUUA
Molecule: messenger RNA, 4980 nt
Organism: Vespa velutina
Lineage: Eukaryota; Metazoa; Arthropoda; Insecta; Hymenoptera; Vespidae
Gene: Ube4A
Product: ubiquitin conjugation factor E4 A
Exons: 14
Coding region: 274-3390 (1038 amino acids)
Biological process (GO): protein polyubiquitination
Cellular component (GO): cytoplasm; nucleus; ubiquitin ligase complex
Molecular function (GO): ubiquitin-ubiquitin ligase activity
Source: RefSeq, a predicted model, not a curated record